Messenger RNA from Capsicum annuum, 1700 nucleotides. RefSeq names its product probable glucan endo-1,3-beta-glucosidase A6. Bases 57 to 1466 code for a protein of 469 amino acids. The record is from RefSeq and is a predicted model, not a curated record. NCBI's taxonomy places the organism in Eukaryota, Viridiplantae, Streptophyta, Magnoliopsida, Solanales, Solanaceae. Gene Ontology annotation, molecular function: hydrolase activity, hydrolyzing O-glycosyl compounds. Gene Ontology annotation, cellular component: plasma membrane. The transcript has 3 exons. Gene Ontology annotation, biological process: carbohydrate metabolic process.
UUUCACUUCACAUAAAUCAUUCCAAUUUUUUGAAGUUUUUUGGUAUUUUGAUUAAGAUGUUCAAAGAGAAAAUCAUGGUGGAAAUCAUAGUUGCUAUUGCUUUACUUUCUUUUCUUGCUUUCUCAAGUGCAUCUACAAGCAGCAUAAUAGGAGUAAAUUAUGGAAGGCUAGGUAACAAUUUACCAUCUCCAUAUGAAUCAAUAGAACUAUUGAAAAAUAUGAAAGUUGGUAUAGUAAAACUCUAUGAUGCAAAUCCAGAAAUACUUAGAUUAUUAUCAGGUACAAAUCUUCAUGUCUCAAUUAUGGUACCAAAUGAUCAAAUAUCAAUUGUGGCUUCAAAUCAAUCAUCUGCUAAUCGAUGGGUACGCGAAAAUGUUCUCUCCUAUUAUCCAGCCACGAUGAUUCGAUACAUUUUAGUAGGUAAUGAAGUCCUGAGUAACAAGGACGAUCAAACUGUAUGGUAUGAUCUUGUACCGGCCAUGACAAAUAUAAGGAAAUCGAUCGAUCAACAUAAGAUACACAACAUAAAAAUUGGUACCCCUUUGGCUAUGGACAUAAUCCAAACCUCAUUUCCACCUUCAAGUGGUGAAUUUAGGUUAGAUAUAUCAAGAAACAAUAUAUUGAUCCCAUUGUUGAGGUUCUUGAAUUGGACAAAAUCAUACUUCUUUAUUGAUGUCUACCCUUACUUCUCAUGGUCACAAAAUCCAUCUACAAUAAGUCUUGAUUUUGCAUUAUUUAAGGGUGUUCAAACUUAUACUGACCCUAUAAGUGGCUAUGUAUACACAAACCUCUUGGAUCAAAUGCUGGACUCAGUCGUAUUCGCCAUGCAAAAAUUAGGAUUUCAAAGAAUACGACUGGCAAUAGCAGAGACCGGAUGGCCUAAUGGAGGCGACUACGAUGAAAUUGGUGCUAAUAUAUACAAUGCAGCUACAUACAAUCGAAAUCUUGUACGUAGGAUCACAUCACAAAUGCCUAAUGGGACACCAGCACGACCAGAGUUAGAGAUACUUACGUUCAUUUUUUCUCUAUACAACGAAAAUCUAAAGGAGGGAUCGGGGACCGAGAGGCAUUGGGGCUUGCUAAACCCCAAUGGUAGUUCGAUUUACGAUAUCGACCUAACAGGACAAGCCCCAGAGGUUGAGUUUACUACAUUGCCACAACCAACAAACAAUGAGCCAUUUCAUGGGAGGUUAUGGUGUGUGACAAAAGAUAAUGUGAAUGAAGUGGAUUUAGGACAAGUUUUGGAGUUUGUAUGUAGGAGAAAUGGGACUUGUGAUGAAAUUUAUCCUGGAAAAUCAUGUUAUCAACCUGUAUCUAUUGUAUCACAUGCAAAUUAUGCAUUUAGUUCAUAUUGGGCUAAGUUUAGAGAAGAGGGUGAAAAGUGUUAUUUCAAUGGACUUGCUGACCAAACCACUAUUGAUCCAAGUCAUGAUGGGUCAUGCAAAUUCCCUUAUGUUUCUCUUUAAAAACACAAUAGUUAUAGCUUUGGAGAAUUAUAUCUCGAUUACAUCUAAGAAGUGGAAUAUUUAUUAUUAAUUAGGAGGUUUGAAAACUUGUAUUAUGUUAUUUUAUUUAUGAUUAGGUAGCUAUCAAUUUGUAUAUUUUUUUUUUUUUGGAUUAUGCAAUAUGGAAAUGAAUGAAUUAUUUAGUCUUUGCUACUUCGUUCUUCGAUUAAUGGAAAAAAUCAUCUUUUUUUAAUU